ACCUACCACGUUCAGUGCAGUAGUGACAUUCCUCUGGAUGCGUGGCUCCUCUUGGCUGCUACCUAUGGUAGGUAAGGACAAUGCCAGUCCAAGCUGUGUGGCCUGCCGGUGACAUGUUCUAUAGGCUGCAGUGCUGCUAAUUGCUGUUUUCUCUGAGGAAACUACACAAUCAGAUUAUUUCCAGACGGAUACUCACAAGUCAACUAUGAAAUCAAUUAGAUGUGUUGGUGUCUUAUGACAGGAGAGCAGGGCUGUGUGUCUUCGAGCAGGGAUAGGGUGGCUGGAGGUUACAAUCUUGUCACAGUCAUUUGCACCAUCUACCCCAGAAGACGGAACCUUAUUGGAUUUCUCCUGUCACUAGUGUUAAGUUUCUGGGGGUGGUCGCUGUCGAGGAGUAGAGGACAGCUUCCAGGAUAUUGUCCAGUCUGGCGACGCUCGGUUAAAGAGGUUACAAGUUGCGUGCAUGUGCAGCGUUGAUGUUCAUGUGUUUGAGUGAUGUUAUGCCUGGUCAGGUGAGGUCCGUUUUAUCAGCUGGGAGACGCAGUAAGCGGACACACACACAGCCAACCGGAGAGCUAUAGCAAGUAACUAAUGGAUGUGCAGAGGGUAUUGAUCAAAUGCACUAAGUGGAGUUUUCCACCGGGACAUGAGAGUCGCUCUAAGCACCCCUUCCACCACCGCCACCAUCCAACAGACAGAGGAACAAAACUCCCUGGACUCUAACGGCACAAAUUUAAUUUUUUGAAGAGUUUCUGUUGGAUGUAGACGCUGAAGCUACCAUGGAAACGUGGCCUGUUCUUCAAGCAUGCCACAUUGCAUCUGACAGGAAGAGGUACUAGUAUCGAGCCAGAAAGAGGGUUAAGGAGAACCCACGCAGGGUUAAUUAAACUCAGGGUAUCUGGUAUGAGCAUCUUAACCCACCAACCUAGAUUGUCUUUGAGGAGAUUUACACAGUUUCUAUUUUCAGUUCAAUGGGAUUUGAAUUGGGAUCCCUAAAAAUUGAAUGCAGUGUGAUUUUGUUUCACGGAGUUGGUGUGAGAAGAGAUUUGAGUGCUCUGUUGAUGUUAGGAUAUACCAUACUUCAUGGACAACAUCGUGAUGAGCGAAUGCAGGAUCGCCACUAGGAACAGUGUUCAUGGUGUUGAACAGCAUUCUCAGGGUGUUCACUUGCUUGGUCCGCCUGCUUACUUCUCUGUGUAAAACUCAGACACAGUUUGUCAUGUUGAAACCAGACACCGACUUUGACCGGCGCAGGUCUCGUACCAGUCUUGCGUCCAUCUUUGAGGAUUUGGUCAGUUUGAGAAAGUCCCUCCUCAACAGAGAUACUGACACACUGAGUCAAAGGUCCUGGGUUGAAAAGACAUUUUUCAAGAGAGAGUGUUCCAAGUUCAUCAAGAGUUCCAGAGAUGCAACAAAAUGCUGCUGUGGGCGUGGGGAGGCAUGGCAUGGGAACCUGCCUCGACCCCCUGAAGAUGACACUCCAAAGCAUGAUGAGCGAUGGCACCCUAUCAAGCACUCAGAACCAAGACCAACUGAUGCAUAUGGCACCAUCGAGUUCCAAGGGGCACCCCAUCCCAGCAAGGCACAGUAUGUCAGAUUGAGCAGCUUUGACACACGCCCUGAGCAGGUUCUCCAUCUCCUGCAAAAACAUUGGGGCCUUGACUUACCCAAGUUGCUCAUCACUGUACAUGGUGGCAUCCUCAACUUUGACCUCCAACCCAAGCUGAAGCGAGUGUUCCGCAAGGGCCUCCUCAAGGCUGCAAAGACAACCGGAGCAUGGAUAGUCACAGGUGGAACAAAUACAGGUGUGACACGACAUGUCGGAGAUGCCAUCAGUGACCGCACAACUAAGGCCAGGAACAAAGUGGUGGCCAUUGGGAUUGCCCCUUGGGGGAUUGUCGAGAACAGAGAGGACCUCAUAGGGAGGGACAUUGUGGUCCCAUAUCAUUGUGUAUCUUCACCCAAAACCAAUUCAGCCGUCCUUAACAGCAAUCAUUCCUACUUCCUCCUGGUAGACAAUGGAACCAUGGGGAAGUAUGGGGGCGAGAUUCUCUUCAGGAAGAAGUUGGAGAAAUACAUUGCCCAGCAAAAAAUAUGCAUAACCAGUGGUGUGAAAGGGCGUGGUGUGCCGGUGAUCUGUGUGGUGCUGGAGGGUGGAGCCAACACCAUCCGCUCUGUCCUGGAGUAUGUGACCGACACCCCCCCAGUCCCCGUGGUGGUGUGUGAUGGGAGUGGGCGGGCCGCCGAUCUCCUGGCCUUCACACACAAGUACACCAUUGAUGAUGGCACAAUGCCAGAGAGUCUACGUGAUCAGCUAAUCAUGACGAUACAGAAGACCUUUCAGUACACCCAGGAGCAGGCAGAGAAACUCUUCAUCGAACUCAUGCUGUGUGUCAAGAAGAAGGAACUGAUAACAGUAUUCCGAAUGAGUGAAGGAUCCCAGGACAUAGACUUGGCCAUCCUCACUGCUUUGCUCAAAGGUACCAACGCAAGUGCUCCUGACCAGCUGAGUCUAGCUCUCACCUGGGACAGAGUGGACAUUGCACGAAGCCAUAUAUUUGUGUAUGGACAGGAGUGGCCGGAAGGGUCUCUGGAGCAAGCAAUGAUGGAUGCCCUUAUCAACGACCGUGUGGACUUUGUGAAGCUGCUGCUGGAGAACGGAGUCAGCAUGCACACCUUCCUCACCAUCCCUCGGCUGGAGAUCCUCUACAACACGAGGCAAGGCCCAACCAACACCUUAAGAUACCUGAUCCGUGACAUCCGAAAGCAUGUUCCCUCCAACUACAGCUACACGCUACCUGAUGUGGGGCUUGUUGUCCAACAUCUCAUGGGAGGCGCGUUCCGCUCAUCAUACUGUCGAAAACGAUUCCGUCAGAAGUACCUCGCACUCAAGAACCAUCUUUCGGAACAAGAGGGUACCUCCAUAGGCAAUGUGGUGACAUCCAUCCCACACCUUGUGAACACCAAGCAGGUGGAGGAGCUGUUUCCCUACCCAUUCCAUGACCUGAUGAUCUGGGCCGUCCUCAUGAAGAGACAGAAGAUGUCCCUGUUCAUGUGGCAGCAUGGCGAGGAGGCUAUGGCCAAGGCUCUGUUAGCAUGCAAGCUGUUCAAGGCAAUGGCACAUGAGGCCGACCAGGAUGACUUGGAAAUAGAACUAUCGGAUGAAUUUAGAUCCUAUGCAAAAGAGUUCCAGACUCUGGCCCUGGAGUUGCUGGAGCACUGCUACAAGAUCGACGACGACUACACCCAGCAACUUCUCACGUACGAGCUGAAGAACUUCAGUGAGCAGACCUGCCUGAGUCUUGCCGUGGCCGCCAACCACCGGGAGUUCAUUGCCCACACCUGCUGCCAGGUGCUACUCAACGACCUCUGGAUUGGGGGGCUGCGCAUGAGGAAAAAUACAAGUAUGAAGGUGCUUCUAGGAAUCCUCCUGCCACCAUAUGUAGCUGCCCUGGAGUUCAAGAGUAAGGAGGAGUUGCAACUCAUGCCUCAGACAAUGGAAGAACAUCUGGAAGAGCUUGCAGAUGGUGCCAGUGAUAUUGAUAACAUCUCAGUCAGCUCCUUCGAUGAAGACCAGGUGAUUGAAAAUGACUUUAACGAUGACCUGGAGACAAGUUUCCACUCGGCGCUGCAAGUGCCAGCCAAGGAGAAUGGCACUGUGCCAGUAGAUGUCAGCACCUACUCUAACCAUCCCUUCAAGAAGAAGAAGAGCCCACUCAGGCUCGGUAAGAAGAUCUACGAGUUCUACAAUGCUCCUAUCACUAAAUUCUGGUCCCACACGAUGACAUACCUUUCAUUUCUGGUGAUGUUUGCUUUCAUCAUUCUGGCCAAGAUCAAGACCACACUCCGCUGGCAGGAGUACUAUGUGGUCACCUACAUCUUGUCGCUUGCUGUAGAGAAAGUCAGACAGAUUAUAGCAUCAGAGCCCUCCAAGAUAGCCAUGAAACUGCGUAUGUUCACAGCACACAUCUGGAAUCUGUGGGACACGCUAGCUAUAUCACUGUUCACAGUCGGCCUAGGGCUGAGACUCAACCCAUCUACCCUAAAAGCUGGUCAUCUUGUGUAUACUGUGGACAUUGUCCUCUGGUUUGUCAGGAUCAUCGAAAACCUUAGUGUCAACAAGUAUUUGGGACCUUAUGUCAAGAUUAUUGGAAAGCUGCUGAAGGACAUGGCAUAUUUCAUCAUCAUCCUGUUUAUUGUGGUGACAAGUUUCGGCGUGGUGCGUCAGUCGAUCCACUACCAGAACGAAGAAAUGAGCUGGUCACGUGUGCUCAGGAAUGUGUGGUUCUAUCCAUACUGGAUGAUAUAUGGAGAGCUUUUCGCAGAGGAUAUAGAUCCAUGUGAAGACAAAAGUGACAAGUGUGCCUAUGGAUCAUGGGUAGCUCCAGCCAUAAUGUCCGCCUAUCUCCUAGUGGCCAAUAUACUCAUGAUCAACCUUCUCAUUGCAAGAUUUAAUUCAACAUUCUACAAGAACAAUGCCAUCUCACUGGAGAUCUGGAAAUUUCAGCGAUAUGAACUGAUUCAGGAGUAUGAGAUGAGGCCCAUCCUGCCACCACCUCUAAUCAUUUUCAGCCAUCUUUACCUGGCCUUUAAGUAUCUCAGACGACGCUGCAAGGGCAAGAGGGACUACUACGACAAUGGACUCAAAUUGUUCCUGUCUAAAGAGGACACAGAGAAACUUCAUGAUUUUGAGGAGGAAUGUAUGGAGGACUACUUCCGGGACAAAGAAAUCAAAUUCCAGUCCUCAUCUGAAGAACGGAUCAGACUAAUCAAUGAGAGGGUAGAAAAUAUGUCCAUGCGGGUUGAUGACAUGAACCAGAAAGAGAAUACUAUCAAGCUCUCUCUUCAGACUGUGGACUAUCGUCUUGGUCGGCUGGAAGAGAUAGCCCACCAGACGGCAGAGGCUCUCAACUACAUCCAGUCAUGUCUUGCUCAUGGUGAGAAUCGCUCUUUCCCAGCCACCCGAUUUCUCCACCCUUCCAUUUCCAGCCAUGAUUCCGUCAUAGAACAGGACCUUCCAGCAAUCAUCAUGGAGCCCCUGAUGACCCAUGAUCGGGGUCGUGCCUCCAGCACCGACUUGUCCCACGGAAGAAUAACACCAGAGACUCUAAUGCAUAGCCAGCCUUCUCCUGUACUGAUACAUUCAAAGAAGCCACUGAAUCAUGAGCAGUUGGAGAAAUUCACCAAUUACAGCCGAGGUAGACAAUUGAGUGGAGGGACCUACUCCAGCAUACCAUCUGUGGAUACACAAUCUGGAAGUGUUGAUGGGCAGGAUUCACGGAAAGAUGGUACUCCUGGAGAGUCCACUCUACGAUCACCUGAUUCAACUUUUGACAUUUCCAAUGUUAAGACCUUCAACAAAUCCAAUUCUGCAGUUCCUACAGAAGAUCCAACCUCUGAGACAACUGCAUCCAGCCCUGCAACCCUUGCCCCAAGUGAGGCUACAAUUGCUCGAAAUCCCGCUGCAAUUAUCCCAUCUCCACUGGUUAUCCCUCCUUCCCCUGUUACUGAUGACCCAGUUACCCCUGUGACUGUUGUAACCAUAGACUCUCCCACAGUGUCACCGCCUUCUCCUUUGCUCUCACCAGACAGUACAAGUACUCCCAUCAGUAACUCUGAAGUGCCACUUCUACAAAGAAGACAUGGUCCUAAGCUAUCUACUAUAAAUGUCAAUAAGGCUAAGGUGAGUCCUGAAUCCAAAUUACGAAUCAUUGGCGCACAGAACAUCAAUCUGCAAGAAGCACCUUCAACAACUGAAUCUCAUGGAGAGAUCACACUAAGCCCUGGCUCAAGUGCUGUGUUCACCACAGCCAAAAUCCCUGCAGUGACCAACACAUCUACAAUACAAGGUGGGCCAGACAAGCCAGCCAAUCUUAAUCUGAAUGCAACCAAAAAGACUGAUUGGAAGUCUAUACUCACUGGUAAAACUGAUAAUGCUUUCACCCCGAUCUCACCAGAGGUCACGCCACUGUCUCCUUCAAAGUCAAUCACCCAAACCACAGGGUCAUUCACCACCCCGGAUCCAGAGGUGAUCCCUCAAUCUGCUGUCAGGGAUUUAUCAUCAAUCCUAACCCCACUACAUGCAGAGUACACUUCAAUCACCGAUGACAUCGAUACAUCAUGCAUUAAAGACAGGAGCCCACAACGAAGUCCCACAUCAAGCAACGUUUUCUUCUCUGACAGCUUUUCAGGAUCUGCUCCUCUGGAGACACCAGCAUACAAGAGUGAGAAGGAACUUCUCCGGAAGGCCGAGGAGAUCGAACAUCGCAAGAUGGAGCAGGUGAUCCGGAACAGACUCCGACAGAUAUCCAUGGAUGAGAGUGACAGCAUCAGCGACAUCGCCAAGCUCGUUGUUAAUGAGCUGGGAAUGGAUGUGAAAAACGUUCCUCGGGAGGAUGAGGUCGAGGAAGAUGAGGAGGAGGAGGAAGAACAGAAGAUCAUCUUUGGUGGAGUGGAAAUCAAGAUCUCAUCCUGCAGCAGUCAGGAGAGUGAUCAGCCACCUCCACAUUGUUGACAUCACGAUCACUUAGGAAAUAUUGUGUACUUGAUCUUGAUUGAUGAACUGACCCUACUGUGGACAAAGCUAGACCUGAUAAUUCAAAGGUUUCUGCAAAGAAGGUAAUGUUCCUGAAGAGUAUGGAUUACAGCUGAAUGAGAACCAUUACGUACUCCAUGGAUUAUCAGCCUGAUGAGAUCAUUUAGGUCAAGGCUGUUCAGGGUCCUCUAUAUCUGUGAUCAUGAUGAACCCAGGUUACUGUGCAAAGGGUAGACUGAUGCUGUGUGACCAUGGCAAAUCACUCAACAACAUUCAACAACUAGUGCUAGUUAGAUCAGGUUGAUGCUGUCUGACAGUGACCACAAUUACUCUGCCUGCCUUGCCGGUGGUUGUGAUAAUCAUCAACCUAGUGGACCUCCCUCCCGUUGACUGACACCUGCUCAUCAUAGUCUAUAGCUGAAGUAGGCAACUGUUACCGUUGUUGGUUUAUAUAUAUCUCACAUCAUGCAAUCAGCUGCAAUGCACUUGGAAGAACAGAUUGGGUACAGUGGAAUAUUAGAGACAUUUUCUUUUGUUUGUGGCCAAGCUUCUUGCUCCCUGUAAGCUUUAGGGUAUAUUGGUGUGCAGCUUUGAGAGUGUGCUUUUGUUUUUGAAUAUUGGAUUCUUGUGCAGAACGUUUUUUAAAACUAUUCAUUUAGUUUUAGUAUUGCAAAAUAAACAAGAUUUUAAUAACUUUAGUUUCGAAGAAUGUAAUAUGUACCAGAGACCAUUCAAAUUAUUAUGUUAGAGGAAAGUUUUGAUUUUGUACAAUUUUCACCCAAAUCUUUUGUCAAGAGGGAGAACUGACAGAGACAAAACUAAAGACAUUGUAGUUCCUAGAUUCUAGUUAUUUCCAAAGGAAGUUUGCAGAAAGAAAGUAACAUGAUAUUAUUCUGUCAAAACAUUACUAUAGCUAGGGUAAACAAGUAAUGUCUAUGCAAUGUUUUGAAGCAGAGGUAACGUCAUUGUAGGUUCAGAUAACUUGUAACUUUUUACAAGUAUUAGCACAUGUAAACAGUAUUCAUUGUAUUUGUUCUUGCCUUUAUAGUUUUAUCAUUAUUGAAGAUAGAAUUGAAAUCUGGUCAUUGUCCAAUGCCUAACUUUGUUUUCGGCAGCCCGGUGACACAAUAUAGUUUCAGAUAGUUUGUAUCCUUCAUAGUGUAUUUGAUACUUCCAUGCAUCAUGCAUAGACAAAAUGAGUCCCAAUGUCAUUGAUAAUGGUAGAUUUGGGCUUAAUGAUCAGAUCUAGAUAAGUACUGUCUGGGUAAGCAAGUGGUUCAUUCAACAAAAUUUGUGUUCAGGAUAAAUUGUUCCAAUGAUUUAACAAUACACCCACCUACUCACUAGAUGGUAAAUUGAACUUGUGUCAGGGUAAACUCAUAUGUUUUAGAAGCUAAAGGUCUCACCUCCCAAUGUGAGAUGUUUGUGUCGCCAUUAAUGAAAUAUGCACACAGAUCGGGAAGCAUGCCGUUAUUCAACAUUCACAUUCAAGUUUAAAGUUAUGGGAUUCUGGUUUCUUGUUGGUUACUUUCUGGUUACUUUCCGUUGUGUUUAGUCUAUUCCUGAAUCAUUUGGUUAUGUAUAAGCACAUCAUUUCUUGAAACUAUGACAUCAUGGAUAAUAUCAUUCUUAAAUUGUUAAUGUACAUUCCAGAUUUCACUGUUCAGUAAGAAUUGUCACUGGAGUAUUUAAGGAUUACAGCCUUUCCAUAUCUUUCUAAAAUGCCAAAAAAUAAAUGGCAAGGGAUAAGUAGUUGAUUUUGCAUGGUUUAGAAAAUGUGAAAUUUGGUUUAUGCAAUUGAUAUGCAGUUCCAAAUUAAUGUGCAGUUCAGAUUAAUGUGCAGUACAGAUUAAUGCGCUUUUGAAUGAUGGAAGGACUGUGUGAGCUGCCUAAUUGACUGUAUGCAAGAGUUGUUUCAACCACUGGAUUCAUGUACUGUGUCACCCAAUCCACUGUCUGUGAGGACCCCUCACAAUCCACUGUCUGUGAUGUGACAAACCUUCUCAAGCAAUACUGUCCCUGUAGUUGUUGUCUCAACACACCUGUCACUGUACACUGUCACUGUGAUAAUGGCCUAGACCAGCCACAGUCUACGAAGCAACGGUUGCACUAGAGGUAUACUCUGACAUUGCAUUACAAUGUGUGAAGAUAGAGUGCUUAGAUUUUGUUUGUGGAACACAUCUCUUGAGGCUAGUGCUAGAUCCAUUUGAGAAUCAUUCUCAAAGGGAAUGAAGUGUUUGAUGUUUGUGUUUCAUGUCCUACAAGGAAAUGUGUUCCAUGCUAGUUUUCUCAAAUAUUUCUGUUAUGAGGAAAGAUUUUGAAUUUUCACUUUAUGAUUUUGUGUAUAUUGUGUGUUUGAUGGGCAAGUACACAUGUUAUCCUUUGUCUAUAGAGGGUAAGAUAGGAUCUCUAUGAUGUGAGGUUAGUUGCAGAAGGAAAUACCGGAGCAUACUCUUUGUGUGCCUUUGGUGUUUUACACCCCAAAGUGUUUCACAAAGCACACUUCUGCGUUCAUGGUCUCAGAAAUGAUUAAAUCGGGUUAUGUGUUUUAUAAUACCUUGUGAUACAGUAUGUAUGUGGAUUACUCUUGUGUGAUGUAUACAAACUCAAAAAUCGAGUGGUCCUGAACUUCUGUUGAGUCAUGGGUUUAUCAGAUUUGUUAACAAGACCUAUUGCUGAAGUUCUAUUGUAAUGAUACCUAUUCAUAGAUUCAGCAUUUCAGCAUUCCAAAAAUCUGCUGUGACUCUAAAGACAAAAUUAUUUUGAUAUCCAAUAAAAAUAACAACAGUUCAUACCACAUGACGUAGGUCAAGCACAGAAAUGAUCAUCUCCAAUCUCUCAUGAAGAGAAACUUUUUAUCAUAUUUUUUCAAAAGUGGUGUUUUGUUAUUUAUAUUUUAAGCACAAAGCAGUUGAAUUUAAUCUUCUUCUUUUAAAUUGUCACUAACAAAGCACUUUUCUUCAAGUUGUUUCACAGUUAUUGACAAGUAUGUCAUGAAAAUAUGAGUGUUGUCAUUUUCACAAAAGCAUCCACAUAUUCGGUCUCCCAUCGAUCUUUAUUUCCGAUGUGACACUUAUGUUAUGUUAUGAUAUUGUGAUAAGGGCAGCUAGACAUGUAGGCAAGAUAGAUAUAUGUUGAACAUGUGAGGUACACUUGCUACUGGAUUGGCAAGGAUUUUAUGCAAGAUGAUUAUUCUCAUUACAUUUUCAGCAGAUUUGAACUAAUUUCACAAGAUGCUCAAAACGAUUGGUUCUUUUAGGUUUAUUGAAAUUUUAAACUUAAGCUGGAAUACCUUUGAAAAUUAAUGAAUCAAUAUAAAUGUAUGACAUUUUGGGGUAAGUACCUUUUUUACAUCAAGAGCAUCACACAGCAUGCCGGUUUUGCAUCUGGUUGAAAAUGUAACAAACUUCUAAAGCUCAUGUAUUAUUGACAGUGAACUUGUGCUGAUGCAGGGAAGCUACCUUGACCUGGUGUUGGUUAACUCCCUGUACUGUGCAGCACUAGAUACAGUUUUGUUGCAAUAACAUUUAUUCCAGUCAUGCAAAUUGCACCAGACAUUGAUAUUAAUUGUAAAUAUUCUUUUGAUUUGUUUCAAAUAUCAAACGUCAUUCCUUUUAAUCUACUGGAGUAAUAUUGUUUUGUUAUUUUAAAAGUGCACAGAAAACUUUUAUUGAUAUUCUCAUAUUUAUCUGUUGUUUAAUCUGUAAUUUUUAGACUUUGUUUUCAAAGGUGAUUAACUUAUCAAGCAUUCGUCAAAGACAAAUGACACACUGUGUUUUCCUAGUUGUGAUUAGUGCUAUGCUCAGAGAAAAAAGUGUCGUUUCACUUAGAUAAGAUAUAAUUGAGUGUAUCAAUGUUAAAUUCUUUUUCUUGCCAAGCUAUGAUCUUGGCAUUUUCCCUGCAAAAUGCCACCUAGCAUGUCUAGAUGAUGCAAUGCCAAAACCAAAUGAUUAAUGUCAAAUUUGAAGUUAUACCAAAGAUAAAAUAGAAUAUAUGAACUUGGUUCGUUUUAAAUGAGUUCUGCAGAUAUUUUGAAAACGGUAAUCUCCUCCUGAAAUUACCACCAUAUGAAAAAAUAUUAAUUAGUUCUUGUAUUUGUCCAAGUUAUACGUUACACUAUGUCAUAUGUCAAAUAUGUUUAAUUAACUCCUCCUGCAGUCCAAGGAUCUUAGAAUAUUUUUUGCUUUUUUUUGUAUGUUUAUGGAUAACUUGCAAUCCGAAAUUUGCACCUUUAAAUUUAUCAGUUAAUCUAUUGCAUUUUUUAAAACUAUCAUAGCGUGAAAGAAAAGAAAAGGUAUUUCUCCUAAGUCACAUAAAUAUUGUUCUCUGGAAAGGGUAGGCAGUAAAAUUGAAUUUGUACAUGUAUGGAUCACUGAAAAUCCAUGAUGACACUUGUUGUUUGCAAAAAGGGUAAGCCUGUCAUGAAUUGAUACAUAAUGAUAGAUGUAGUUGUUUUUUUAUGAUAGAAAAGGAGUGUUAAAUUGAGAUAUAGAUCCAUAUGGAACAGUGUGAGCGAAUUCUUACAGCCCUGGAAAUGUUACAUAUGUAAAUUAAGAAAUGUUACGUUUUCUUCUGCACCAGAUACAGUGAACAAAUACUACAACAUGUUGAGCCAUUGAACAAUUACUGUUACAGGUAUGUCAUGCUUGGUAUGUCUCUUACUGUUUCUGUUAUUACAUACCUUGUGUGUGGAGGAGAUGACUAUAUGAGCCUUGUGUGUCUAUAUAGAUAUGUUAGUGUGGGUAAUGAUGAAUAACCAAGCCAUGUCAUUUUCUGAAACACCAUGGCGUUUUCUGUAAAGAACUAAUGAGUUUCCAAUCUAUAUCUGCCUAGACAAUACUUACUGCUAUCUGCUCUUGUAAUUUCAACGUUACUGAAGUCUUUUGAAGAUACCUCUGAAGAAGAUGCUCAAGAGUAUAUCUGUGGAUACUUGCACUCUUUUGUUACCUUCAACUUUCACAGUGAGCUAGUCAAUCAAGGACAUCCUGUGUAAAGGCACAAGGUGGGAGGUGUUCGAUCUCCCACCUCAUGGGACUGUCGGUCUGGGUCCGCAUCCGCAGCUUGCCAGAGACUUUAUUCCUAGUGCAUGUUUCAGAGGUCAAGAGAAGCAUAGGCCACAAAUGGCAAAAAUUUAAAUGUCUAGACCAACCAUAGAGAGUAUCGUCUUGCCAACUUUCAUGUUCAUUCUUUUUAAGGGUUGUUUUAUAAAUGUACACAUAAGGAACAUCACACCUUGAGUUUCUUUUACCUUGGUGGAAAACGUAUGACUACAUUACAUUUAAGAUCUGUGGGACUGAGUGAAUAUUGUUUCAUGCUGCAGUCAGCAAUAUUAGUGCUAUAUCAUGGUAGCAUGUAAAUAAUCCACAUCUGGCCAACACAGACUUGUGACUGAUAAAUCAAUGAACCAUCCUUUGUCAAGCUGCAUGAGACACAAUCAGAUGACACAUUGUGACAGUGAUGAUCAGAUCAACUCUGGAUUUGGGCAUAUCAUAUGAAUGUUAUGAGUUUCCCAUUUGAUUCAAAUGAACUUUAAAUGAAAAGCCAAAAUUAAUAAUCACUUUCUGUUGAUGAUGAACAGUUCAGGUGUGAUUGUGUGUGACUGAACAAGUCUGGAUAUACUGAACAAGUCUGGAUAUACUGAACACAAGCAAUAUGCAUCUUGUUCCCCUCACUCCUGUGUCUCCAGCUCUCAUGCUCAUCUCUAUCACUAUGUUAUUUAUUUUUGUCAGUGCUUUGCUUUUUUGCACCCAUAAAACAAUAAUAUUGAAAAAAAAUGUAUGAUAUAUUUAUGUGUACAAGAUUUAUUUAAACUUCUGUGAAAAAAAGGAUGAAUUUAACAGUAAAAUAAGAAAACUAUAUUACAAUGAACUAUUUUUACUUGUAUGUAGAAUGUAAAUAAAUCAAUUUAUACAC
Messenger RNA from Haliotis rufescens (red abalone), 12448 nucleotides. RefSeq names its product transient receptor potential cation channel subfamily M member 3-like. The transcript has 26 exons. The record is from RefSeq and is a predicted model, not a curated record. Gene Ontology annotation, cellular component: membrane. Gene Ontology annotation, molecular function: monoatomic cation channel activity. Bases 1136 to 6514 code for a protein of 1792 amino acids. NCBI's taxonomy places the organism in Eukaryota, Metazoa, Mollusca, Gastropoda, Lepetellida, Haliotidae. Gene Ontology annotation, biological process: monoatomic cation transmembrane transport; protein tetramerization.